This is a messenger RNA of Seriola aureovittata, 5553 nucleotides long. It is a transcript of the gene nck1b, whose product is annotated as NCK adaptor protein 1b. Gene Ontology annotation, biological process: positive regulation of endoplasmic reticulum stress-induced intrinsic apoptotic signaling pathway; negative regulation of endoplasmic reticulum stress-induced eIF2 alpha phosphorylation; positive regulation of translation in response to endoplasmic reticulum stress. NCBI's taxonomy places the organism in Eukaryota, Metazoa, Chordata, Actinopteri, Carangiformes, Carangidae. The transcript has 5 exons. The record is from RefSeq and is a predicted model, not a curated record. The coding region runs from base 294 to 1475 and encodes 393 amino acids. Gene Ontology annotation, molecular function: ephrin receptor binding.
CCUAGCUGUGCUGCUGAGCAAUGACAUGCUUUGAUAUAGAAAUGCUAUUCCAACGGGGCACAGCGUCUCAUCAGCUAGGCUAGCUUGUUGGAGUGGAAAAAAUCACUGGCUGCUUAGGUAGGAGUCUAGAUAUCAUUUGUGUACGUUAAGUCUCAGUUUGUGUGACGCCUCUACACAUUAAACAUUUCCCAAAGGAAAUAAGAAAAGGUGGCCAUCAGGAAUCAGGUCAACAGAGACGUAUCACAGCCCUUGAAGUUCUCAGCUUUGAUGCAGUACAGUGUACUUAGUGCAAGAUGACGGAAGAGGUGAUUGUCAUCGCCAAGUUUGACUACAUGGCCCAGCAGGACCAGGAGCUGGACAUCAAGAAAAACGAGCGCCUCUGGCUCCUUGACGACUCCAAGUCCUGGUGGAGGGUUCGAAAUGCCACCAACAAAACAGGCUUUGUGCCGUCCAACUAUGUGGAGAGGAAAAACAGUGCCAGAAAAGCUUCUAUUGUCAAGAAUCUCAAAGACACACUUGGAAUUGGGAAGGUAAAGAGCAGAAAGGGGGGGGUCAGAGACACAGCGUCCAACUCCGACACAGACAUGUAUGCAGACAACGGCGAGCGACUGUACGACCUCAACCUGCCUGCCCUGGUCAAGUUCAGCUACUCGGCCGAGCGUGAGGACGAGCUGUCUCUGGUGAAAGGCACACGGGUGGUGGUGAUGGAGAAGUGCAGUGACGGCUGGUGGCGCGGCAGCUACAGCGGACGAUCGGGCUGGUUUCCGUCCAACUAUGUGACGGAGGACGUGGAUGGGACGGCAGGGGGAGGGGGAAUGGGUGGGCUCAGUGACCCGGCGGGAUCGCUAACAGAGAAGCUUGCGGCUGUGGUGAACAGCACCACGAACGGGAACAGGGUGCUGCACACGGUUCAGGCGCUCUACCCUUUCAGCUCGGGCAACGAUGAGGAGCUGAACUUUGAGAAGGGCGAGGUGAUGGAGGUCGUGGAGAAGCCAGAGAACGAUCCGGAGUGGUGGAAGUGCCGCAAAGCGGACGGACAGCUGGGCUUGGUGCCCAAGAACUACGUCACUGUGCUGGACUCCACCUCCCAUAAACCCACAGCAGGGCUCGCUGGGCCGCCCACUCCUGACUGUGACUACAUCUCGCCUUCGGGCAGCGGGCGCUUCGCAGGGAAGGAGUGGUACUACGGGAAGGUGACGCGCCAUCAGGCGGAGGUGGCGUUAAACCAGAGAGGCGCAGAGGGAGACUUCCUCAUCCGAGACAGCGAGUCAUCGCCAAACGACUUCUCCAUCUCCCUGAAGGCGCAGAGCAAGAACAAGCAUUUCAAAGUGCAGCUGAAGGAAAACCUUUACUGCAUUGGACAGCGCAAGUUCAACUCUAUGGAAGAACUUGUUGAACACUACAAAAAAGCCCCCAUCUUCACCAGUGAGCAGGGAGACAAACUGUACCUGAUCAAGGCCUUGGCCGCCUCCUGAUCCCUCUCUGUCACACACACACACACACACACACACACACACACACAUGCACGCUCACACACACAGAGACACAAACACAACUACACAUUGUUAACUGCAUCCAUAUAUAGACAUACAGUUACUUACGCCAGAACAUACACUAACAUUUAAACGCCAAGCCUGAAGACUUAACACAUCAUCAGGACUUCAAUGCCCAAUUUGUGAGCAUUCCAAGAGGAGGUAUGGAAGCAACAGCAUGGGAGAGACUCGGAGGAACGGAUGGGGGGGAGACAAAAAGACUAUGGACUCCUGAGAGUUGACUACAGACCUCUUGGUCGCCUAUUUUAAAUUAUCCAGAUGUGUUAGUUCAUAGGCAAUGCCAUGUAUUUCCACCUUGAUAUCUAUUAGAGUUGCAUUUAGUUUCCUUUUUUUUUUUUUCUUUUUUUUUUUUUUUUUGUUGAUAAUAUAUAAUCUUUUAACAGUUUCUUUUUAAAAAUGUGAUGAUUUUUUUAAAAACUAUAUCCAACACACAACAACCAACCGUAUGAGGCAUUUUUUCAAAUGUUAGCGAAUCCAGAAUCUUAUCUUAGAGGUCUGCAUUUCAACUCAUUUUUGUGUUGUCUGUCUUAACUCAUUCUUUAUGGUUGUGGACACACUGAUCCACAACUUCUGCUAAAUGCUAAUCAUGAAUAAAAAUUAAGUGACCAAAAUAUAUUUAUUGAUACAAUUCUAUUAGGAUCAUGGUGGUAGAGGUUGGAAUAUCACACUGUGCAUCUGUGUGUGAUGUAAAGAUUGCUCUUCUUCUAGAUACUCAACUUUCUCUUUGUACUACAGAACUGCUUGUCUCACAUAUUGCUGUAUCCAUAUCAUGUGAAUGUUACAAAGCUGAGGCACCAGAGACAGUGGGAGGCUCAAAUUCCCCUCACUUUGCAUGCAGACAGAAAAGUGUCCUCACACCUUCACUUAGAAGAGACAGACUGAUGGAGUUUAUCCGCGUGCCUGAAGGUCAUGUGAAGAGUCAAAAAGUAUUUUCCCUCAUAGUAGGAGACUUCCUCCGUGAAGAGCAGGGACACACAACCCCCACCACCACCACCUCACGCUGCUUGGGGGGGGUGGGGGGAGGUGGGGGGGGAGUACACUGAACAGUUCUGUGGAGCUGGGAGGAGAAAUGAAAUGGAGGCUCAGUCCAGAGGAUGAUGUCACUGCUCCUGAAUUAGUGAUCACUGGAGGGAAUGGAGGGAGUAAAAGGUCACCCAGGGGUCGUGUUUGUGUGGUUGCAGAGCAUAUACGUCAAGCUAGGAGACGCCCUCUUCCUUAAGCAGGCACAAAGGAUCUUCACAAAACAAUUCCUUAUGACUAAGUACUGCUGGAAGAAAAGAAAACUGGUUUAAAUGCUCUGAUGUUUUCUUUGAUAUCUGGGCAUUUAUUUCCAUGACUAACGUGUAAGAGCAAGUUAAAGCGUCCUGGUUUGGGGCUUGUUUUUUUUCCAUUUGUAUGGUCAGAGUCAAGUUAGAAUACAUGUUUUCAGCACAACACACGGCUUAUAUUUACAGUAAAGGUCUCUAGUGAAUGGAUGUUUGUCGAGUGAAAACGGACCAAGUAGUGUUUGAAUGUUGAAGAGCAGCUAGUACUAGUGCCUGGAAUCAAAGCUACAGCGGCGUUGGCAGGGAGCCGCUCCAGCAGUGGGCUCAGGGAGACGACGACGAUGAUGAUGAUGGCGGUGGUGAUCUCGAUGGCUGUGAUGAUGGCUUCUCCAGCUGUGGCCAGUUGGACCCGAGCGCAGGAGAGAGAGACUGAGAGUGGAAGAGGGAUUUCACAGAGGAGGAAUGGAAAAAUGAACCCUUUAAAAAAAAAAAAAAAAAAAACAAAAGCAGUGAAUUAGGAUCGAGGGAGGAGACUUGGAGAAUCUGUUCCACUGGAUGAGAGUAUCUGGAAUACCGCUCCCAGUCAUAUUUGGGCGGGGGAAAUGAACGCAGGCCAACGCUGAUGUAUCACAGUAGAGAAUAAAAGAUUUUGGAUGGGAGUAUUUCAGAAAGGCUUUUAAGGUCUAGUCAGUCCAGGCAUUAAAAAAAACAGCCAGUCCUGCCACACAGCACAAAACAUGGGUGUGAACCUUUUCUUUUUUCCCUCCAUUCCCAAGGUGAUUGACAGAGCUAUUCAUACAAGAGCUGUGUGAAAACAGUGUGUAUUGGAGCUAUAUAAGAUUAAUUAUAAACAGAGAAACAAUUACCUUUCAAUUUGAUUUAUGAUGGCUUUAAACGGUUCUAGUUUUACAUCCACAGCUCUGGUCAAAAUCUUAAUUUAACUGUAAUUACACCACAUUAUACAAGUGAAACAAUUUACAUACAUACAACAAUUUAUAUAUUAGAAAAAUCAACAUUCCAAGAUGAAAGCUUCUGUCAAGAUUGGACAGAUCUCUGCCUCUAAGUGUAAAUCACAGGAUUGUUUUAUAUGACGAGUGAUUUUUUUGUUAAUUUUAGGUCCUGAAUCUGUAAAGGUUUAUUUAAAUCUUACAUAUUACCAUUAUUUCAACAUGUACAGGAUAUUUGUGCCUGUGUUCCCACUUUUAGUUUCUCUAUCUGACUGCGUUACCAGUCACCAGUAUAAGUAUUUGGGUUACAGGAUUUCUGUUACAUUGUCAUUUAUUACAUUCAAUCCCUGCCCUGGCUGUUGUAUCGUGCCAUGUUGCUGACACUUUGUGAGAGAUAGUGUUUGUCUGCAGUAGUAACCAACUGUUGUCAGCAACCUUUUUCUUUUUUUUUCUUUUUUUUUCUCUUUUCUUUUUUUCUUUUGUGAAAUUUCCUCCCUGACUUCCAUUUCUACAGAAUCUGCAAUAUUACGCAGCAUUAAAGUGACAAACGCCAACGCAACGUGCCCCAGUUUGAAGGAUUUAGGAGGAGAUUUUAAUGUGCCUUCACAGCUUUCUGUCAACCAAAGGUUUAGUGUCCCUUUUUUUUUCUUUUUUUUUUUUUUCUUUAUCCCGUUCUUCUCACUUGUCACCACUGCGUGCUAUUUGGUUAAAGCUUUGCAUGUGCAUCAGUUGAGUCUGAUUAGUGAGCGAUGUGUUGGGGUUUCUGAAAACAUUCUUAUCAAGGAGGGUAUUUCCUCUUUUAGCGCUCACUUUGUUGAUGUAGGCUGAAAAUGUCAUUGUCUAACGUUUUACGUCAUUGCAUAAAAUGCCCAUUAGUUGAUAUUGUGUGUAGUUUCAAGUGACCUUACCGUAGCUGAUCUCAUCAAGUAUAACUUCUUCAUGAACAGUAUAAAAAUAUGUGCUGAUGUUCAUUCAGAAACAUAACCCCAGGUGUGAUGUAAUCAUGACCUGAAUCUCAUGUAUGAGCACCUCAAGUAACGGUAUCACAUAUUGUUGGUUGUGAAGAAACUGUCAUGGUUUCCAAGGAAAUAGUUUUUUAUGUCUGUAUGUAUUUCAUAUAAGACUAGUGUAAGACAUUCACUUUUGCAGUUUAGCCACUUAAAUAUGUAAAAAAAAACAAAAAAACAAACAAAAAAAAACAGCAUCCUCGAUACUUAAAUGUGUUACUUGAUAUACAAAUAACAGAACUACAGUAUCUCCCUGCAUAGAUAUUGUUAUAAACUGGGAUCUUUUUUCAUUUUACAACAUGAAGGCCGCAUGAGCAGAGCCUUGUAGCUGUACAGGAAUGGUUUUGAAUCUGCUUAAAAAGACGUCGAAGUCAGUUGUGACAGAUAUUAUCAAGAGAUUGUUUAUCAAACUAUUUUUCCCACUCGAGAACUACAUUGCAGCUGGAGCUCUUUGGUUCUUGACUGCCAAACAAGCCUGAGAUAAUCUUGAAACUUAAGAUUGAUUUUUUGAUAAUAUUCAGAACAAAUGGCCCCAUGUUUAACUUUGGUGCUUUUGUGCUGCUUCCAUUUCUAUGGUGUUCUUUGUCUCACAAAGCUUUGUUCUGUAUGAGAGAGAGUGAAGAAAACAGAUCCAUGCUGCGGAAUGAUAAAGGCAGUGCUGUGAAAAUUUAAUGUCAUGCUCUUAAUACUGUUCUUAUGGAGGGGAGAUUGUCUUCAGGUGUAAUAAUUUAGAAGAGUUUAUUAGAGUGUUCAAAAGACAUAAUAAACAACAUCAAAAUGA